GUAUAAAUACUUCAUUCGCACUCAAAGCCGCUCAGGUUUCGCCACGGCACAAGUUUUUGGAUACCCACACCGUGCAAUGGCUCUCGCCACUCGCCCCGCUGCGCUGAAGGUUGGGACUACGCGCGUGUCGCGUCGCCCACAAGCCAUUCGCGCUUCCGCGUCUGCGCGCCCCGAGGUUGCCGCGCCCGUGGAUGACUCCGUCGCCGGCCCCAGCCGUCGCGGCCUGAUGGCCAUGGCUGCCAGCGCCUUCGUGGGUCUGGCCACCAGCUCCCGCCCCGCCUUCGCCAAGACCUGCGCGGCGGAGACGGAGACUGAGGCGGAGGACGACGCGUGCCGCAACGCUGUGCUCAACCGGGACCUCAAGUCGGUGCAGCAGGCGGACGCCAACUACAACGCCAUGUCCAAGAACCAAUACACCACUGUGUCGGGUGUGCCUGUGGCGGUCCUGGACAGCGAGUACGCGCGCGCCACGUUGAAACUGCGCGAGGACAUCCUGCAGUACGCCGAGCUGGACAUUCAGGACUACAAGACGCGUGUGCCGCUCAUCAAGACCAUCAAGACCGAGGGCGCGGACUGGGUGUCCAAGUACGCGCGCGGCGGCUCGGCCCGCUCCGACUCGGCACGCCGCAUGUACAUCGCCGUGGACGCACUCAUCGGCCACCUGGCCGCCAACGGCUACGCGCCCAUGCCCAAGCCCAAGCUCAAGGUGGUGCUUGUGAACAUCGACCAGGCCAAGGACUUCCUUGAGAUUGGCAAGUAAAGCAUUUGAUGACUACUGUGGAUGUGUUGAAAGGUGUUGUUGCUUGGGUAUUUGGCUGUGAUGAGGUGUUGGGGCCUCACGCGCGCGUUGGCCACCCAAGGCGUAGGGCCAUGGUACAGGUCGGACCCGGGCCACGCGGCUGCAGGCGCCGCGUUGCUGAGUCGGAGCGGCGUACCUGCCAAUGGGAGGGCCGGGUGGUGAAGGAACUUUAAUCGUUUGUGGUCAGAGCCCGAUGCAGUGCCGCCACGUUUUGUCUGCAUUAGGUGCAGUGGCACCACUUGCCGAGCGUUAGAUCAUCGCCCGUCGGAGGCUGUUAAGUUGUUGAUAAGGUGGAGGCGGUUUUUGGGCAUUGGUGUGGUGUGGGCGGGUCUGGGGUACAGAGCCGGGUGGGCUGCGUACGUGAGGGUACGUGUGGUGCGUUGGAGCUCUUGAGGAGGGCACGCCGACCGGUCAACCGCACGAGUGGUCGCCCAGAAGUUGGGACUGGUAAGCGGCUGCUUAUUGUUUUGAAAGUAUUGGGGCCAACGGGCCCUCAGCACCAGAGGUGCGAGCAAUUCUUCGGAUGACGUGACGUGCAGGAAGCACGCUUGUACAACAUGUAACUGGAAAGGACU
Chlamydomonas reinhardtii is the source of this 1374-nucleotide messenger RNA. RefSeq lists its product as uncharacterized. The transcript has 7 exons. Lineage: Eukaryota; Viridiplantae; Chlorophyta; Chlorophyceae; Chlamydomonadales; Chlamydomonadaceae. Bases 77 to 760 code for a protein of 227 amino acids. Gene Ontology annotation, biological process: photosystem II assembly; photosystem II repair. The record is from RefSeq and is a predicted model, not a curated record. Gene Ontology annotation, cellular component: photosystem II; chloroplast thylakoid lumen.